This is a messenger RNA of Stereum hirsutum FP-91666 SS1, 1449 nucleotides long. Its product is annotated as protein prenylyltransferase. The annotation marks the transcript as partial. The record is from RefSeq and is a predicted model, not a curated record. Gene Ontology annotation, molecular function: protein binding. The transcript is spliced from 3 exons. Lineage: Eukaryota; Fungi; Basidiomycota; Agaricomycetes; Russulales; Stereaceae.
CUUGGAGAUGUCAGUCGUCGAGAAGACGCAUUGAGGGCCAUAGAGGAGGCAGUUCGCAUCCGCCGCCAGCUUGCGCAGGACCGCCCCGAGGCUUUCAAUCCCGCCCUCGCCGGCUCUCUCAACAACCUCUCCGUCCGGCUUGCAGAUGUCGGUCGUCGAGAGGAUGCAUUGAGUGCAAUCGAGGAGGCGGUUCGCAUCCACCGCAAGCUCGCGCAGGACCGCCCUGAGGCAUUCAAUCCCGCCCUCGCCGACUCUCUCAACAACCUCUCCAACCGGCUUGGAGAUGUCGGUCGUCGAGAGGAGGCAUUGAGCGCAAUCGAGGACGCGGUUCACAUCCGCCGCCAGCUUGCGCAGGACCGCCCCGAGGCAUUCAACCCCGCCCUUGCCCUUUCUCUCAACAACCUCUCCGUCCAGCUUGGAGAUGUCGGUCGUCGAGAGGACGCAUUGAGGGCCAUAGAGGAGGCAGUUCGCAUCCGCCGCCAGCUUGCGCAGGACCGCCCCGAGGCUUUCAAUCCAGACCUUGCCCAGUCUCUCAACAACCUCUCUAACCAGUUUUCAGAUGUUGGUCGUCGAGAGGAUGCAUUAAGGGCAGUUGAGGAAGCGGUUCGCAUCUGCCACCAGCUUGCGCAGGACCGCCCCGAGACAUUCAACCCCGCCCUUGCCCUUUCUCUCAACAACCUCUCCCUCGCACAGGACCGCCCCGAGGCAUUCAAUCCCGCCCUCGCCGGCUCUCUCAACAACCUCUCCGUCCGGCUUGCAGAUGUCGGUCGUCGAGAGGACGCAUUGAGCGUAAUCGAGGACGCAUUUUGCAUCCGCCGCCAGCUCGCGCAGGACCGCCCCGAGGCAUUCAAGCCAGACUUCGCCUUGUCUCUCAACAACCUCUCCAACCGGCUUGGAGAUGUCGGUCGUCGAGAGGAGGCAUUGAGCGUAAUAGAGGAGACUGUCUGCAUCCGCCGCCAGCUUGCGCAGGUCCGCCCCCAAGUGUUCAAUCCAGAGCUCGCCAAGUCUCUCAACAACCUGUCCACCCGGUUCGCAGAGGUCGAUCGUCGGGAGGAUGCAUUAAGAACAGCUAAAGAAGCGGUUCACAUCUACCGCAAGUUCAUGCAGGACUACCCCGACACAUUCAAUCCAAAUCUAGUCUUCUUCCUCUGCCACCUUUCUUGCAGGUAUCGUGAUUCCGGUCGCGCUGAAGAUGCAUUACAAUCUGCAAGAGAGUGUCUUGCACUCUAUCACGCCUCGCCUGACAUAAGACCGACUGUGCUCUUGAGCGAGGAAAUGGAUGUGCUCGGGAAGGUAGCGGAUUGCAUGAUUCAGUUAGGCCAUGAGGAGGAGAUGAAGAAGUUUCAUUCUUUGGCAGAGGCAUUGAGGAAGUGGGGAACACAAUCGGCGGCAGGAAAACCUAAGCUCGCACCCUCGAUGAGUAAACAACAUACCGUAGAUAGUAUAUAG